Hevea brasiliensis (rubber tree) is the source of this 2197-nucleotide messenger RNA. RefSeq names its product ankyrin repeat-containing protein At5g02620. Gene Ontology annotation, cellular component: plasma membrane. Bases 561 to 2186 code for a protein of 541 amino acids. Gene Ontology annotation, molecular function: protein phosphatase regulator activity; protein phosphatase 1 binding. The transcript has 5 exons. The record is from RefSeq and is a predicted model, not a curated record. Lineage: Eukaryota; Viridiplantae; Streptophyta; Magnoliopsida; Malpighiales; Euphorbiaceae.
ACCACUCCUCUGGUUUUUGCCUCUCUCUCUCUCUCUCUCUCUCUCUGCCUUUUUCUUUCUCUCUCCAAAAACAAGAAAAAGUAAAUCAUAUUAACGUUCUGAUAAUUAUAAUAACCAUUGCAAAAGUCUAGCUAAGAUUGAUUCCUAUAAUACUGUGUAUCUGAGGAUUUGGUUUCUUUGAUUCAAAUAAAGUUGUUGCCUACACAGUGUUUCGAUUCUGAUUGAGUUUUCCCUCUAGAAAGUGGUUCUAAACUAUAUGGAUUCUUUGGCUUUUGAUGGAGGAGAGCAAAACAAGCUCUGUCCUUUCAACCCAGGCUUGUAAUUUAGUAUGCGAGAAAGUGCAGAGCCAAUCAUGGGAGGCAGGAAUAGGCCGUGAAGAAUCUGCAAUUGUUGAAUUGCAGAAGAAAUUCAAUAUUUUAUCAUUAUCUGGGUCGCUUUAAAUCAAUAAUGAUUCUUGAUUAUACAAGAUGCAAAUUUUGAUCUGGGUUUUUACUGGAAAGAAGAAGAAGGCCUGAGUUACUGACUAUUGUUAGAAAGAGGAGGUGAUCAGUGGAUCCAAAAUGGAGCCAACAGCUCCUCUGCAUAAUCCAGCUCCUCGGAAAAAGAUGACCAAGCAAUUGACAGGGAAAAAAGAUGAUACACCAAUGCAUUCUGCAGCUAGAGCAGGAAAUCUGGCUGCUGUAAUGGAAAUCUUUUCUGAUACCUUGGGGGAAGAAUUGACGGAAUUGUUAGAGAAGCAAAACCAGUCAGGAGAGACUGCCCUUUAUGUAGCUGCUGAAUAUGGUUAUGUUGAUUUAGUUAGGGAAAUGAUUAAAUAUUAUGAUCUUGCUGGUGCUGGUAUCAAAGCAAGAAAUGGGUUUGAUGCAUUCCACAUUGCUGCCAAGCAAGGUGAUUUAGAUAUGUUGGCAAUUCUAAUGGAGGCCCAUCCAGAAUUGGCUAUGACUGUUGAUUCAUCAAACACUACGGCUUUACAUACGGCUGCGACACAAGGGCAUAUAGAGAUAGUGAAUUUUUUGUUGAAUGCAGGGAGUAGCCUGGCAACCAUUGCUAGAAGCAAUGGGAAAACUGCCUUGCAUUCUGCAGCUAGAAAUGGACAUUUGGAGGUUAUUAGGGCACUUGUGGCGAUGGAGCCUGGGAUAGUGACAAGGAUAGAUAAAAAGGGGCAGACAGCACUUCACAUGGCAGUGAAGGGGCAAAAUGUUGAGGUGGUACAGGAAUUGAUAAAUGCAGAACCUUCAUCGGUGAACAUAGUUGAUACCAAGGGCAACACAGCAUUGCAUAUAGCAACUCGGAAAGGAAGAGUUCAGAUUGUGCACUUGCUACUCAAGCACAACGAAACAGACAUAAAAGCUGUCAAUAAGACUGGUGAAACUGCAUUUGAUACUGCUGAGAAAACUGGACACCCAGAUAUUGCAGAAAUUUUGCAGGAACAUGGGGUUCAGAGUGCCAAAUUUAUUAAGCCACAAGCAACAAAUCCUGCAAGAGAAUUGAAACAAACUGUGAGUGACAUAAGACAUGAAGUUCACAACCAGUUGGAACACACCCGUCAAACUCGCAGGCGAGUGCAAGGCAUUGCUAAACGCGUUAACAAAAUGCAUGCAGAAGGUCUUAACAAUGCCAUCAACUCGACAACUGUUGUAGCCGUCCUCAUUGCCACAGUAGCCUUUGCUGCAAUCUUCACUGUCCCUGGCCAAUAUGUCGAUGAUGUGAAUGAUAUUCCCCCAGGACAAUCUCUUGGGGAAGCAAAUAUUGCUCCAAAAGCUCCAUUUAUAAUAUUCUUCAUCUUCGAUUCUAUUGCUCUCUUCAUUUCUCUAGCUGUUGUGGUGGUGCAAACAUCAGUUGUUGCAAUAGAAAGCAAGGCAAAGAAGCAGAUGAUGGCGAUUAUUAACAAGUUGAUGUGGAUAGCUUGUGCACUUAUAUCAGUAGCAUUCUUGGCUCUGUCAUUUAUUGUGGUGGGAAAACAUGAGAAAUGGUUGGCAAUUAGUGUUACAAUCGUAGGAGCAAGUAUAAUGGUUACAACUCUGGGAACAAUGUGUUACUGGGUAAUAAAGCAUCGGAUUGAAGCCUCAAAUAUGAGGAGCAUACGAAGAUCAUCAUUCGGAAGCAGGUCUCGUUCACUUUCAAUGUCAAUGAUGUCAGAUACAGAUAUCUUAAACAAUGAAUAUAAGAAAAUGUAUGCAAUUUAAUACUUCCCAUA